Messenger RNA from Neltuma alba, 414 nucleotides. Its product is annotated as tabersonine 16-hydroxylase 1-like. The transcript has 3 exons. Gene Ontology annotation, molecular function: heme binding; oxidoreductase activity, acting on paired donors, with incorporation or reduction of molecular oxygen; monooxygenase activity. Bases 1 to 414 code for a protein of 137 amino acids. Lineage: Eukaryota; Viridiplantae; Streptophyta; Magnoliopsida; Fabales; Fabaceae. The record is from RefSeq and is a predicted model, not a curated record.
AUGAAGGUGCACAAAGAUGGAGAUAAGGUGUUUGAUGACAUUAUCAGAGACCACAGAGAAAAGAAAGAAAUAAUGAUGGAGACACGAGAGGAGAUUUUGAUGAUGUUCUUUCUCAGGAUUCAAAAGGAUAAGGACUUUGACACCCCCUUAUCUCUUGACAACGUUAAAGCUGUUCUUAAAGAUAUUUUCUUUGCUGGAACUCAAACAACAGCAACUACAACAGAAUGGGCGAUGUCAGAAUUACUCAGAAAACCAAAGGUCAUGAAAGAGGCACAAGAAGAGGUAAGAAGAGUUUAUGGAGCCAAAGGAUACGUAGAUGAAUCAAAUCUUCACCAAUUGAAAUAUUUAAAUGCUGUCAUCAGAGAAACUCUAAGGCUACGUUCACCAUUAGCAUUGUUGGUUCCAAGAAAGUAG